UUUAAUUUGACAGUCGCCCACUGUGCGGAGUUGCUAGGAGAAGGUGAAUAGUCGCAAUUAGAGCAUGCUCCUUCAAUAGCAACCUGUAGAGCUCUCUAAUUUCCUUUUACGCGGGCGAUCCGCACACGCCAAUGCUGCCAGCUUUCCAUUGAUUCAUCUCACAAAGUGGUUUUUUUUUCUCUUCAAGGAGCAAUUCAAGAUCCACUCAAAAGAGGCAAACACGGCACUAUUUAGGCAGAUGCUUCUUUUUGCAAAGCGGUUGCAGACUUGGGAUUGGCUUCACCCACCUGCUUCCUGACUGCAUCCUUGCUUUGAAAGCAGGCAUCUUUCUCUCCCUCUUGGACCACUUGAGAUGCUCACAUUGAUUCUGUCAUGGCCAGAGAUUCCUGGACAUUUUGAGAGCGACCGAACUCCAGUGACUCAACUGAGACAAGUGGUGCAAAGUGUUUAUGUGUGUGUGGUGGUGGAGAAGGACAGAGCAUCAGCAGCAGUCAGAGGUACAUUUUCUGCCUCAUUGGAUUAAUCUUUUAUUUUGAGGUCAGAAGAGCUGUGUGCUUAAGGGGCCGACGUGGCAGUGGGGAGGAGGGAACGGACAGUGAGAGUGCGGAUUUGGCUAGCCAAGUGAAUAAGCAAUUGAAGCAGACGCUUCCCUCGGCCCUUCUGUAAUCCUGAUAGGUUUUGACAGAGAUGAGAGCAUCUGCUGCCUAACAUGUGCGGAUCUUCCGGUGUCUGUGCUGGUCUGGAGAAGGCUUCCCCUCUCUGUUGCUGCUGAGCUUGACACCAGUUCUGUUGCUACUGUGGUACAGUGGGCACCAUGGGAUCCACAGGUACUGAGACAAACCAAGGAGUGGACAGCGCUCCACUGAGGUAUCCGAUAGGAGGCCACACUGAGAAAAUGUGGCAACGACUUAAAGGAAUAUUAAGAUGUUUAGUGAAACAGCUGGAGAAAGGUGAUGUUAACAUAGUUGAUCUGAAGAAGAAUAUUGAAUAUGCAGCGUCUGUGUUGGAGGCAGUAUACAUCGAUGAAACAAGGAGACUCUUGGAUACAGAGGAUGAACUCUCAGACAUCCAGUCAGAUUCAGUCCCUAUGGAAGUACGGGAUUGGUUGGCUUCUACUUUCACAAGGAAAAUGGGGAUGACAAAAAGGAGGCCUGAAGAAAAACCUAAAUUUCGAAGUAUUGUACAUGCUGUACAAGCUGGGAUUUUUGUUGAAAGAAUGUACCGAAGGACCUCUAGUAUGGUUGGUUUGGCCUAUCCAGCUGAAGUGAUAGCAAAUUUUAAGGAUGUUGAUAAAUGGUCAUUUGAUGUGUUUGCCCUAAAUGAAGCAAGUGGAGGCCACAGCUUGAAAUUUAUGAUGUAUGAACUGUUUACCCGAUAUGAUCUAUUGAGCCGUUUCAAGAUUCCUGUUCCCAAUCUUAUUUCAUUUGGAGAAGCUUUAGAAAAUGGUUACAGCAAACACAAAAAUCCUUAUCACAACUUAAUCCAUGCUGCCGACGUUACCCACACUGUGCACUGCAUCCUGCUCCUCACUGGUAUCAUGCAUUGGCUCAGUGAACUGGAAAUAUUAGCAAUGAUCUUUGCUGCUGCCAUCCAUGACUACGAGCAUACGGGGACUACAAACAACUUCCAUAUUCAGACCAGGUCAGAUGUUGCAAUUUUGUACAAUGACCGCUCUGUUCUUGAAAACCAUCAUGUAAGUGCUGCUUAUAAAAUCAUGCAAGAAGAAGAAAUGAACAUCCUGGCACACUUAACCAAAGAUGAAUGGAGGGAGCUGCGCAACUUAGCCAUUGAGAUGGUCCUGGCUACAGAUAUGUCGGGUCAUUUCCAGCAAAUCAAAUCCAUGAGACACAGUCUUCAACAGACUGAAGGGAUAGACAAAGCCAGAGCCAUGUCCCUGAUUCUACAUGCGGCUGACAUCAGUCAUCCAUCAAAGGCCUGGGAGCUACACUUCCGGUGGACCAAAGCACUGAUGGAAGAGUUCUUUCGACAGGGAGACAAAGAAGCACAACUAGGCCUACCCUUCUCUCCUCUCUGUGACCGUAAUUCCACCAUGAUAGCACAGUCACAAAUAGGUUUCAUUGAUUUCAUAGUAAAGCCAACCUUUGCUGUUCUUACUGACUGCAUGGAGAAAAUAGUUUUGCCUCUUAUAGAGGAAGCUUCAAAACCUGAACCUACUACCUUAACGAUACCAAGUGAAACUAGCACUGAAGGAAGCAGUGCUGAAGCGCAAAAAAGGCUAACUGUUAAAAAUUCUGCAUAUGUUGGUGGGACCUGUCCAGAAAACCAUUUAGCAACUGUGGACUUAAUGGGCUUUAAGGAUAACUUGUUUCACAUCAUACAAGAAAACAAAGACAGAUGGAAAGAUUUAGCAGUGCAAGAAGAACAAAUACGAGGAGAUGCUGUGAAGAAGAAAGAGCGGCUGGAAGACCCAAGUAGACAGGCCACAGAGCCUCACUUGGAGGAUGGGGCAGCAAAGGUGGUUAAUGAAAAGAACCAGGGUACAGAACCAAUAGUUUCACCCCGCACUUCUGUUGUUGUUGAAGUGCACUGUUUCAAUUCUCUUUCCGACAUUCCUGCUUCUGACACUCCAUCGAAACUUUCUUUGAAUACAAAAGGAUCUGUGGAUAUACUACAAGAAACACAACCCAGUAUCCCACUAAAUGGUGAGUCCAGUCUCAGUGAGAGCUCAGAAAAGCUACUUAAAGUACAGAAACAAGAUGUGCUGCGCAACUAGAUGGAUUGUGUUUUAAUUCUUUCUCCUAUUUUGAGAAGGAGAGGAUGAACAGAAGAGCAUGAAAACAUCUUCAUUUCCCAUAAAGCUGUUACCUUCUCUGUUAAAUCAUCCUUGGACUAUCUUCUCCGUCUGCAGAACUGAGAGACAGAAAUGUUGGCAUUAAACAUCCCAAAGCCCUGAGCUGGUAACUCAAGGCACUUAGAGCAACAUUCAAGAUUCAGAGUUAUUUUAUUCCUUCUUCAGUUCUGGCAUCCUUAAGGUAGCUGGAAUACAUUGUCAGCCAACAAAAAAGUGGUUUAUUUCAAUCAACGAGUCCAGUCACUACCAUACCAACAUGCACAAUUUGUGCUUACGAAAAACAAAACCUGACUUGCAGAGACUUCUCAAAAGCCUGCUUUUGGUGGAUAAUAUAUUUAGCACUUCUAAAUUAUCAGGGAUGGGGGUGGGAUACCAUAGUGAAGUUGUUAUAGAGAAGUUGCAGUCUUUCUUCUUGCAGUCCUCUUGCAUAAUGACAUUUACGUCUGCUUGUACAGAUUUUGGUUUUUGGUUUUUUAAAAAAAAAACAACAGAAUGGUGAUGGGGUUUCUGAAAAGCUAUACUUCCAAAUUCAGGAGUCGUACAAAGCCUCUUGAAUAAGGUAGUGAAUGUGUUGUUAUUUUGUCCUUACAUGAUGAAAAUCUGUUGUUUUAGUUGACCCACCAUUUUUUAAAAAGGGAAAAAUCAAGCCGUUUAAGCUAGUGAAAUCAUACUAGAUCAGAAUGUAUGAGAAGGUUCAAAUGGGUCUUUGCUGGGAUCUAGGGUGAGGCUUGGAGAUCAAGCAUGUACUUUGCAUGCAGAAAGUUCAUUGCAUGCAGAAGGUUCAAAAUAUAAUCCUUGCCAACUCCAUAUCUAAAGGUUCUUGAACAGGAGGGUGACACAAAACUUCUUCCUGCAAUCCUGAAGUUCUGCUACAAAUCAGAAUGAACAUUCCUAGUCUAGACUGAUUUAUAGCUUGACUCUCUUCAAGGCUGCUUGAUAUAUUCAUAUUCAAUGCUCUCUUCAGAGAUAUGUUGUGUAACAGACCACUGGUUAUUUGAGUACAGGAUCUUUAUUUCUUCAGGACCAUGUGCAAAAUAUUCUGUGAGCAACACUGUGGAAAUAAUUCAACCCUAGUCUGCUUGCCACAAUGAAGACAGUGUUGUGACUGCAUUGGUUGUACCCAUGGAACUGUGGCAACUCUGCAUGACUACGUUGGCUUCUCCACUUCUUGGCCCCCCCCCCCCCCCUUUGAUCCAUUCCAUGCUGUCAGGAAUGGUAUAAGAGAAUACCAAGAAGUCAUCAUCACACAUAUCAGUCACUAGGAAAGCCAUAUAUGAACUGUGCACAUUAAGUAUGUGUUACUCAGUUUAAGAAAUAUAGAUGUGGUGGGUGCACAGAGAAUAAAAACAAAAUGCAGGGUAUUUUUUAAAAUGUGACAAAAGGCCAGAAUUUUUGCAUUUAGCAUGGACUUUUUGUACCGUGCAGUAUGCAAAGGACAUUAAAAAAAUAAAACUGUAUGAUAUACUGUAUAAUACAACCUACUAUUUUGCUAAGUUGUUUUCUUUCUUUAUGUGUGUAUACACCCAGUUACGUACACACACUGCUACUAGCAGGUAGCACCAAGAAUCUAGCUCAUGUACUAUAUCUUCAUGCUUAUGCACAAUUGCUUUUUUCAUUAUAGUAACUGUCGCAGUCAAUAAUUUGGAAGAAAAAUGGAUAGAGAUGCAUCAAAUAGGUACGAAUAUUUUGGGGCUAGCCCUAGAGGUUACUCAGGAACACCAAAGUUCAUACCUUUGGAGCCCUGCUGUAUACAUCAGUCUGCUUCCUCCACCAAAAUGAAAGAAAGACAUUAUGACUGGGCUUGCUUCAUAUAUGUGAUAGAUCCCCACAUACCUAAAUCAACGCAUUAUUCUGAGGCAUUGAUUUUUCAGCCAACUCUGCAGAGCCCUCAUAUAAAUACUUUAAAGAGAUGUGAUGGAUUGCUUAUGUCAUCUCUGUUAUGUAAAAAUAUUGCAACUUUGUUCAGUUGGCUUCUCUAUAUAAGGAGAUAGAUGAAGCACUGCAGUUCAUGAGUCUAAGUUGGGAGCUGGAAGAUUAAUUUGAACAAGAAACUCUGCAAUUUAUAUCCCAGUAUCUGUUUUCAUUGCCAGGUCUUGAUUCUGAUAAGUGGAAAGUGGGAUCUACUAGUGCAUGUUCUAGUACAGGAGUGAGAAAAUUGCUACCCAUGGGUAGUAUGAGGCCUGUUGAGGCAUUUUGUUCUCUGAUUUCCAGAACCUCUGAACACUCAUUCCCCCAUGUGGACAAAGAAAAUAUAACCAUCCAAAGCAGCUCCCAGACCUGAAACAUAUACAAGAAUUUACAUGAAUGCUGUUUGGUAAUUUUAGGCCCUGGACUUAAUGGCAAUAUGAGAGCUGGUGGGAAGAUUUUAGUGAGUCCCACACAUCAUUUUAUAAUCAAAAUGUGGUAAACCAGACCUACUGCAUUUAGGGGCCUUCUUGCUCAUUCUAUUAAGCAGAACCUUGGAUGUGAGUCCCAAUUCGUCCCCAGAUGAGACAACUGGAAAUGUGAUAGCAAGAAGUGCCAAAAAAGAAUACGAUGACGACGAUGGUGAUGAAGAAUAUUGUGCAUGACACUAUAGCCUGUGCAUUGCCAAAGAUUUAACAAACAAAAGUGAAUCAUCCUUGUUUUCAGAGAAAGCAGUGGUUAACAAGAUGAUAAUAGACAAGUCCUAUUCCUUUUUUUAAAAGGCCUACACAAGAUAUCAGCGGUGACCAUCUCAACUUUAGUCCAUCUCUUAUAGCUGAGGAAAUGUUUUCAUUCUUUUGUAGUCCAGCAUGAAGAAAAAUGCACUUGGAAAAGGUUACUUGAAAAAGAUGGAAACACUUAUAAAAGUCACUUUUUGAACUGCAAAACUUCAGAAUUCCCAUUGGCAGAGCUGAAAACGCUGAAAGCUGCAGUUCAACAAUAUUGGAGGGUGUACAUAUUCUUCAUCCACAUGUUGCCUAAUUCUGAAACCAUCGUUAUGCCUUCUUCUAGAAGCCAUCCUGAAAGGGCACUACAGCCAUCACCAACAAUAUAUAAGGUUCCCAGAUUUCAUUUGCUUGGGACAACAACAAGAACAAAAACCAACCCUAGUAUAGGGAAUGCUUAUUUUCUUUUAGGAUAGUGUAAAUGCCAUGGGGGGGGGGGGGGGUGGAUAGGAAGAAGUGCAAUCUGUGCCUAUUAUAUUUGUUUUGUUUUUUUAAAAUAAUUAUUAAACCUGAACUGGUUCUUUAUGUUACCAUUACAAGCCAUGUUUUUCAGUAAAGUGCUAUAGCAGGGGUGGGAAGUGUUUGGCAGUGGAAAUUGUACAGGCCCACUGCCCCCUUCCACAGCCCUUGUUAAAGAGAAAAAAGGUUAUUCCUCAGCCAGAAGAGAGGGAUGGAUCCAGCCUGCAGUGGUCCAGAAUGGGAUGGCUGUGGUUCUUGAGCCCUCUGCAGUUGCUCACUUGUAUGGUACAGAAGAUUAAGUCCUUCUUGCCGGUAUCUUUGAAGUUGUCCCUGGACAACCAGGGACAGGGGUACAUUUUACAUCCUUUGCUGGUUUUGCAAGCAUUUAUGGCUCUCUGCCUUGCCUCAUCUGGCCUUUCCUGGGCACCUGUGUUUAGAUUGCCUUUUCUCUUCCAAAGCCAUGUGACAUUUAGAUGUUAGUAACUAGUUUUGUUCAUGGGAAUAUGUGUGGGGUUGGCCCCAGGUUUCAGGGAGUCCUGGGCAAAGUAUGCUCUGAUGAGCUUUCUGCCCUCUCAGGGAGACCCUGAGACUGUGGUGGCAGUGCUCUGAAGCUCAGGACAGCACUCAGUUAAAUGCCCCACAAUUCCUCAGAACAAGGGUAAGUUGCAAAUGCCAUUGGUUGUUAAAAAUGGUGACUUAAUCCAAUUGCUUAGUACUACUCUGGGUUGAGGGCCAGGCACCUGGGAAUGACAAGCACUGACACUGGUCCUGGAAAUGGAGCAAGUUUCCAUUUGUCCCUCUCCUAAAAGCAAUGUUAAGCCUCUGACUUAACUUAAGACUUUGUUCUGUUCAUGGAUGGGUGACUUUGGAGUUUAUCACACGGGAGGAAUUUCUUUUAAUUUCGAAUGAAAAGAAAGUGGGGCCAGAACGCA
This is a messenger RNA of Sceloporus undulatus (fence lizard), 6893 nucleotides long. RefSeq names its product phosphodiesterase 1A (gene PDE1A). The transcript has 16 exons. Gene Ontology annotation, molecular function: 3',5'-cyclic-nucleotide phosphodiesterase activity. Gene Ontology annotation, biological process: signal transduction. Bases 815 to 2734 code for a protein of 639 amino acids. NCBI's taxonomy places the organism in Eukaryota, Metazoa, Chordata, Lepidosauria, Squamata, Phrynosomatidae. The record is from RefSeq and is a predicted model, not a curated record.